Molecule: messenger RNA, 3328 nt
Organism: Ictidomys tridecemlineatus (thirteen-lined ground squirrel)
Lineage: Eukaryota; Metazoa; Chordata; Mammalia; Rodentia; Sciuridae
Source: RefSeq, a predicted model, not a curated record
CAUUAUGUACUUGUACUUAAUAUGAUAGCCUCCAUCUCCAAAAUUAAAUACAAUUCUAUUCUUUGUAAAUUCAAUACAAAAUCCCAGUUUGACCAGCACGUUUGAUUUGAAAAGGAGAAAGGACAAAUUAACUCACACUGUGCAUUACGGGUUCUUGCUGCUCUGAGCAUCUUGUGGUGACUGACCCAUUUUGAUGUGCCAGGAACCCCUUUUGUUGUGCCAAUAACCACCUCCUAAAUUGUGAUAUAUAUACUUUUAGGUUUUUCACAUACUGUUUUUUUCUAAACCAUGGAGGGCUGGUAAAUACCCCUUAGUAGAUCCCAUCCUACCCACCUACAACUCACACCUGCACUUCCACCCUCAACCCCAACAGCAAGGUCAGAAAGACACUUGGUGUCCUCUUCUGGGGGUUGGGGUAGUAGCAUGCUUUGGGAGGACCAGGGAGCCAUUUCCAGGAAAUAACUCAUGUCAAAUCCUAUCAAUUCUGGUGGUAAGAAUGGGGGUCUUUUUCUGAAAAUAAAAAUUAGACCUAUUUAUCCAGGAGAGUUUCCUGAAGGCUUGAUGUGUGAAGAGAUGGAAUAAAGUUUCUGGUGAACUUUAGAAGGGGGCUGAGCAGAUAUUUCCUUCACGCAGUUACAUUUUACAUAAAAUUUAGAAUUGCAGGUUAUUAAUGACAAGAAUUUGCCCUUUGUUAUGGUUCAUUCCUGAAAUGUCCUCUAAAAGCUCAUGUGUUGAAGGCUUGGUCACCAGUGCAGCAAUGUGCAGAGGUGGAGCUCUUGGAAGUGCUUGGAUCAUGAGAGCUCUGAGCCUAUCAGUGGAUUAAUCUAUUGAUAGCUGAAUGGUCUACUGUGAGGGGGUAGAAUCUGCAUGCAGGUGGGCAUAGUUGGAAAAGGAGGUCACUGGGGACAUGCCCCUGGGGACUAUAGCUUGUCUCUUUCCCCUUCCUCCCUCUGUCUAUCCUGAACAGCCUUCCUCUGCCAUUCCCUUCUGCCUAGAUGUUUUAUCUCACCUUAGGCCCACAGCAAUGGAAUUGACUGAAAUUUCUGAAACUAUGAGUCAAAAUAAAUCUCUUCUUUAAGUUGUUUUUGACAGGUGUUUUGGUUACAGUGAUGAAAAGCUAACACCACUCAUUGAAGAUUAUCUAGAUGCAGACACAUUAUACAUUACCUCAUUUGGAUAUCAUCAUAAUUUUGGAAGGUUCCUGGGCUUUCCUCUCACACCAAAACGGGAAGUGUACCAACUGGUCAGAGCCACUGUGGUUUAUGUCAACAACUCGACCUAGCUCACUGUCAUUUAUCCUGCCAUGUGGAGCCUGGGCCCCACAAAGCCCAACCAACCACUUUCCAUCAGGAGGAAAUUCCUCAAAGCCUUCUCUGUCUAAAGCUUGGACAGAGAUGGACAUCACACAGCACAUUCAACAGACACUCUGGAAUCACAAGAGUCACAGGGUCCUAAGACUCCACUUCAUGUGUCAGCAGCAAAAAGGUAGCUCGCUUUUUGGAUUCCAUUGGAUUCCUGGGAUCCAAUGGAAUGGUACUUCACCUUUGGACACUGCCUUUGUGCUAGUCUAUUUCAAUGACACUCAUAAAAGUGGCCAGUGGACUAAACUUCCCAGUGGACUGGAGGAAUUUUUGGAAAGGGAAUCUUAAAAAAGGGUCCGGCGAGCAGGCAGCAUCAUGUCUAUGGUUUCUGACUCUUCCCAGGAACGUUAUGGGUCUGCAAAUAAUCAGUCUGCCAAUAAUCAGUGUUCCCUUCGUCCUUUCAAAGUCAGCUUCCAGCUGCGAGGCUGGAAUCAUUGGAUCAUUGCUCCUCGUCACCAUACCCCAAACUACUGUAAGGGAUCCUGUCCUCGGGUGCUACGCUAUGGUCUCAAUUCCCCCAAUCACGCCAUCAUUCAAAACCUUGUCAGUGAGCUGCUGGACAAGAAUGUCCCUUGGCCCUCCUGUGUGCCUUAUAAAUGUGUUCCCAUGAGCAUCCUUCUGAUUGAGGAAACUGGAAAUAUUCUGUAUAAGGAGUUUGCUGAUAUGAUUGCUCAGUCUUGCACAUGUAGAUAAUAAUGAAGGAACAGCUAGUUAGGGCUGCCCAUGUAAUUGUAGAAUGGUUGAAAAUAUCAGUGUGAAAGAUAUAUGUGAUCUUAAAUCUAUAGGUCCUAUCCCUUGACCUAAGUAUUGUUACUUUAGUCUCUUCCCCCAUUUGUAAUCUACUCAGUUGACAAGACUGUGCUGAUACCAAUUUGACCUAGUCAAAUUUGGUCACUAGAACAAAUCUGACCACUACUAUUGGUCAGUACAAUUUGACCACUAGUCAGAGCCUUGAUGCUUGGGUAAGAUGGUCCUUUGAAGAUGUCCUAUUUUGUCUUUUAAAUUUUUUUUUUGUAGUUAUAGAUGGACAACAUGUCUUUAUUUUAUUUGUUUAUUUUUAUGUGGUGCUGAGGAUCAAACUCAGUGCCUCCUCACAUGUGCAAGGCAAGCACUCUGCCACUGAACUACAACCCCAGGCCUCUAUUUUGUCAUUUUUUAUUGUGACGUUUUCAAGUCACUGGCCCAAGCUGGUAGAACUUUAUAAAGUAUCCACCAAAGCCUGGGAAAGGUGGACUUUUGCUAGUGUUCAGCUUCUAAGGCUCUGGAAGAUUUGGAGUGGUAUUAGUAGCCUGAGAUUUUUGUACCCUCUUCCUCCCCUCCUAUCUCCUGGAAAUGAAUGUCUCCUAUCCAGACUGCCUGCUUCUAUGCUCUUUCCACCUUCUAAUUCUUAGACUAGAGAACUUUGUAGGUAACCGUCAUUAUAGGAAUCUUCAUGUAAACGUGUAGGGCUUUUCCUCUCAGCCUCUGCAUCUGGGAAAAGGCCCACAGGGAAGCAUCACCAUGGAGUUGUCCGAGAUGGCAACUGCUUCAACAUCACCAGCAUUUGUGGUAAAGAAGAGAAGAGCUGUCACUGCUGAUUAGGAUGAGGGAAAUUUCAAACUUUCUAUGAAGCAGUAGGUUUCACAGGAUGUUUUCUUAUUCUACAUUACAUUUAAAGCCCUGUAAUCACACCUAAAGAAAGUUCCUUGGUGGCUCAGAGACCAGGAGGCCUGUUUGGAGAAGGACAGGAGGAGAGGACUGUGGUGGAGGGGAGAGUGAGCCAUGCAGAGGCCUGGAGCUGACUUCAUUCUGGGCUUGCCUGUUUCAUAUAUCCAUUGGGCUCUGGACAUUAGACUUGGGGAGAUGGGGAUGAAUGGAACUCUGUUGUGGGCUCUGCAAUGCUUAUGCUGUGAUUCUAUUCUAUAUUCCUUUGCUGUAUUUAAGUGAUGGGAUGGGAAUGUGAUGCACAUAAAUUGAGGGAAAUGUAA